GAGGCACGCUGCUGGCGGCGGGAAGGGAAGCCGCGGAUGUCGAGGAUGGUGGAGGGACCAGGGAAAAGGGGUGAUGUGAGAGGGAGUAGAGGGGAAGCCUACCAGCUGCGGUUUUAUUAUUGUCAAAGAAGAGUAAGAUAUUAAAAGCGCGGAGAGAGGAGCCAGAUGUCUGCGGGAGAGGGGACGGCAGAGUGUUCCAAAUAGGGCAGCAGGCAAUGCCCAGAGCCUGGGGGCCCCUCUGUGAGGCCCCACCCCUGGGCCCCCAAGCCUAACUGUCUUCUGAACAAACCUUUUCUGUUGGGUUGUUUAUCAAACUUGGGGGUAGCAUGUUUGUGGAGGGGGGAACCCCUCACUGUAGAGGGGCUGUUCUCAGUCCCAGACUGCGGGAAGGCCUUGUCUGAGGGGCCAAUGGGCGUCCUGGCUUCCCUUCCCAUUGCCCCAUGACAGCAGCGCGAUGUCGGCAGGAGGCUUGGACAAUCCCACUUCCCCCCACUACCACCACCCCCGCCUGAGGUCUGGGCCCCUUGACCCUGCAGGCCUGUGACAGCCUGAGAGCUGGCUGGGGUGUGCACCGUUUCUCCUUGCAUUCUGGUCUCCGCUCUCUCUGCCUCAGAAUCUGCCCAGAUAGGACACGAGGCUUGGCUCUCAUUAAGAGGUGACCUGAGAUGCUAGGAUCUCCUAGGCCUCUCUCCCCAGUCGGAAGCCGGCUUCUGCCUGACUGAAUAGGGUUAUCCGUUCCUUGGCUUCUGUCCAUCUCACUCUUCCUCACCUUUGUUGUCUGUCUCCAUCCCUCCUUAGUUUUGUGUGUCUGGUUCUCUCCCUCACCUUCUCUCCAUCUUGGACAUUGUGUUUCUCUGUGCUGUCUUUCUGUUUGGCUCUCUUUCCUCCCCACAGUUUUCCUUUCUCUCACAUCCUGUCUGUCUGGGUCUUUCCCUGUAAGUGUCUCUUGCUCAAUUUCUUAUCUAUUUAUCUCGACCACUCUUUGAUUCCUGGUCUCUAAUCACUGCCUUUUGAUCUCUGGAUCUCUUAGACUGGUGAGUAGGGGUGAUGGAGGUUAUGAUCACAAAACUAAGAAACACCUUAUGAGCUAUAACAACUAACAGAGUUUUAUCUUUUACAAAAGGGACAAUUACAAAAUUGUCCUUUUACAAAAAGGACAAUCUCUCCUCUUCUCUCCACCCUUCUCCUGCCCUCCCCUCUCCUUCCCUUUCCCUUCUUCCCUCCCCUCUCCUCCUCUCCCAACUCAGGGUCUCUCAGCGUGUGCUCCUUUGACUCAGUUUCUGCUCUUAAUUUAGUGUGUUUCUCCCUCGCUGUCUCUUAGUUCCUGGAUGGGUCUCUUGCACUGUCUGUUCUGGUCUUACUUGCUGUCAUUUUUCCUCUCAGGAGCUCUGACUCUGGGCCUGACUCAACCUAAGUUUCUCUCACACACUCUCUCUGGCAGGCCUUCCCUGCCAUGCGACCUGUCAAUCCCUGGCAGUGGAGCCCAUUGGGGCUGCUGCUAUGCCUGCUGUGCUGCUCGUGUCUGGGAUCUCCAUCCCCAUCCACAGCCCCAGCGAAGAAGACUGGGAGCCAGGGGCUGCGGUUCAGGCUGGCUGGAUUCCCCAGAAAGCCCUUUGAGGGCCGAGUGGAGAUACAGCGAGCUGGUGAAUGGGGCACAAUAUGUGAUGAUGACUUCACACUUCAGGCCGCCCAUGUCCUCUGUCGGGAACUGGGCUUUACAGAGGCAACAGGCUGGACCCACAGUGCCAAAUAUGGACCUGGAACAGGCCGCAUCUGGCUGGACAACCUGAGCUGCAGUGGGACUGAACAGAGUGUAAAUGAAUGUGCCUCCCGGGGCUGGGGAAACAGUGACUGUACCCAUGAUGAGGAUGCUGGGGUCGUCUGCAAGAACCAGCGCCUCCCCGGCUUCUUGGACUCCAAUGUCAUCGAGGUAGAGCAUCACCUGCAAGUGGAGGAGGUGCGACUUCGACCUGUUGUUGGGCGGGGCAGGCGACCCUUGCCCGUGACAGAAGGACUCGUUGAAGUCAGACUCCCCGACGGCUGGUCGCAAGUGUGUGACAAAGGCUGGAGCGCCCACAACAGCCACGUGGUCUGCGGGAUGCUGGGCUUCCCCAGCGAAAAGAGGGUCAACACGGCCUUCUACAGAAAGUUGAGGAAGCGAGCGGCCAAAGCAUCGGCCCGACGCCCCAAGUCCCUUGGAAGACCAAUCACCAAACUUAAAGUCAUACCCAAACCCCGAAUGGGCAGGGGGCCAAUCAAGAGGCUGCUGGCCCAGCGGCAGCAACACUCCUUUGGUCUGCAUGGGGUGGCAUGCAUGGGCACGGAAGCCCACCUCUCCCUCUGCUCCUUGGAAUUCUAUCGAGCCAAUGACACCACCAGGUGCCCUGGGGGGGCCCCUGCAGUGGUGAGCUGUGUGCCAGGCCCUCUCUACGCAGCAUCCAGUGGCCAGAAGAAGCAACAACAGUUGAAGCCGCAGGGGGAGGCCCGAGUGCGUCUAAAGGGUGGGUCCCAUCCUGGAGAGGGCCGAGUGGAAGUUCUGAAGGCUGGCACAUGGGGCACAGUCUGUGACCGCAAGUGGGACCUACAUGCAGCCAGUGUGGUGUGUCGGGAGCUGGGCUUUGGGACGGCUCGAGAGGCUCUUAGUGGUGCCCGCAUGGGACAGGGUAUGGGUGCCAUCCACUUGAGUGAAGUUCGAUGCUCUGGACAAGAACCCUCCCUCUGGAGGUGCCCCCACAAGAACAUCACAGCUGAGGAUUGUUCCCAUAGCCAGGAUGCAGGCGUUCGAUGCAACCUGCCCUACACUGGGGUAGAGACAAAGAUCCGACUCAGCGGGGGCCGCAGCCGACAUGAAGGGCGAGUCGAGGUGCAAAUAGGAGGACCUGGGCCUCUUCGCUGGGGCCUCAUCUGUGGGGAUGACUGGGGGACGCUGGAGGCUAUGGUGGCCUGUAGGCAACUUGGACUGGGCUAUGCAAACCAUGGCCUGCAGGAGACCUGGUAUUGGGACUCAGGAAACAUAACAGAGGUAGUAAUGAGUGGAGUGCGCUGCACAGGGACGGAGCUGUCCCUGGACCAAUGUGCUCAUCACGGCAUCCACAUCACCUGCAAGAGGACAGAGACCCGCUUCACUGCUGGAGUUAUCUGUUCUGAGACUGCAUCAGAUCUGCUGCUGCACUCAGCAUUGGUGCAGGAGACGGCCUACAUUGAGGACCGGCCCCUCCACAUGUUGUACUGUGCUGCAGAGGAGAACUGCCUAGCCAGCUCAGCCCGCUCAGCCAACUGGCCUUAUGGCCACCGGCGUCUGCUCCGAUUCUCCUCCCAGAUCCACAACCUGGGACGAGCUGACUUCAGGCCCAAAGCUGGGCGCCACUCCUGGGUGUGGCAUGAGUGUCAUGGGCAUUACCACAGUAUGGACAUCUUCACUCACUAUGAUAUCCUGACCCCCAAUGGCACCAAGGUGGCUGAGGGCCACAAAGCUAGCUUCUGUCUAGAAGACACUGAGUGUCAGGAAGAUGUCUCCAAGAGGUAUGAGUGUGCCAACUUUGGAGAGCAGGGCAUCACCGUGGGUUGUUGGGAUCUCUACCGACAUGAUAUUGAUUGUCAAUGGAUCGACAUCACAGAUGUGAAGCCAGGAAACUAUAUUCUGCAGGUGGUCAUCAACCCCAAUUUCGAAGUAGCAGAGAGUGACUUCACAAAUAAUGCAAUGAAAUGUAACUGCAAAUAUGAUGGACAUCGCAUCUGGGUGCACAACUGCCACAUUGGUGAUGCUUUCAGCGAAGAGGCCAACAGAAGGUUCGAGCGCUACCCUGGCCAGACCAGCAAUCAGAUCGUCUGAGGUGCCACCACCUCCUCGGCAAACCACCACUGGCCCCUAAUAGUAGGGGUCUGAGGCUGCCAUUACCUCAGGAGCUUACCAAGGAACCCUAGAUGUCAGCAGGCCCAAGCAAAUAUGUGCUAUGGAUAUGGAACUGCCAAGCAGAGAUCUGUGCUCCCAGGCCCAGCAUCAAGUCGAGCACACCAAAACGACAGCAGCAGCUGGUUUUCUUGAAUAGGGAGGUCAAGAUGGUCAGCUCCAGUAUCCUCCUCUCAGUGCAGGUGGGAUACAGCUUUACCUCUAGCCUUUUGGUGGGGGAAAAGAUCAGCCCCCACUCCCAAUUUUUGACUAUAACAUGUUGCUAGGUAUAAUUUUAUUUUAUAUAAAAAGUGUCUUUGCGAUUCUUCAGAGCCCAGGGGUUGGUGCUGGUGGUUGCAGGGCCCUGCCCCCAACUGGUUCAUUUAACCCUCUGUCCAGGUGCGCUUAGAGCCUAGGCCAGAAAAGCAACAUAGGAAUUAUAGCAGGAGCCUCAGACUCUUACUGAUCCAUUCAUUCUGUGACCUCAGGGGUCACAUAUAAGGUCAGUGUUUCUGGUCCCCGCCGGAUCCGCACUGCCAGCUGGGAUUGAGUUCGAACGGCCUCAUAAAUAUCUUCAGCAUUUUGUACCAACUGCUCCCCAAUGGCCAAGAUCACAUCACCUGGCCGAAGACCAGCCCUAUGGUGAAAGAUGAACAGAAAGAAAAGAAGGGGUAGACUACAGCCCAGUUCAAGGGCAUAUACACACUGUACCCAGCCCAUCUCACAGUGCAGUUUUUCCCUCACCGGUGUGCAGGGGAGUCCAGGAUGACUUUAUGGAUAAGCACGCCAUGCUGAACAUCAGGAAAGCUUGGUUCUCGAAGCUGUAGUUCAGCAAGGAUGCUGAAAGGACACAGAGCACCCUGUUAACCACACCAAGAGUACUCUUCCCAUCUUGGGUUCACCUCAAAUCUCUCAUCAACACAUGAUGACUGUAUGGACAGGAUGUAUGUUAGAUAUUCCAGAUACAAAGGCAAUUCCCUUUCUGCCUUCUGGCCAUGAAGAAAUGAGGUGUAAAGGUAACUAAUUCCAAGUGACACAUGAUGUUAAAUCAAUAGCACUAAUGUCAUUCUACAAUCCCAACAGGAACUUUCAGAAGGGAGUGAAGUAGAACUUAAGCUAGAUGGCAUCUACAAGGAUGGGUCUGAUAUUUAACUACAUAAAACAAAAACGGCAUAAAUAAAAUCACGGGGGUAGGAAAUACUCCCAUAGGUUGGAAUUCAGAUUGGCUGAAACAAUCUGGAAAGCUGAAAUAGAGACAAAAGGAAAAUGGCCCUUAAACACCAGGCUAAUGGACUGCAGUCAAAGCAGUAACAGCCUGAAAUCAAUCUGGUGGCAGGUGUGCAAAAUGCAGUGGGUUGAGAAAGUCACAAUGAUGAAAGAGGACAGCUCCUCUGAAGCAACUCCUGAUAGAAAUGAGAACACAGCUCAGCAGAAGUGCCAGUUUUCCCCACUCAUUACACUUGUGGCCCUACAUGUCACUACCCCUAAAGCUCAUACCUGGGAGUCAGAGUCAGCAUCAUCACCCCAAUGUAGCGGCGUUGGGACCCACUGGUUCCAAACCACGAAUCUGUAACAGAGGGACAAAUGAGAUCCUCCCAGCUGUCUCCUUUCUUCCCCUCCCUCUUCUCCAAUGGACCCCCUUUAAUAAGGCCCAAUAAAUACUUUCCCACCAUACAAAGGAACCCCAUCCCCCCUAAAGCCAGGCUCACUCUUCUUUUCACCGCGAUGCAGAAAUUCUCGAAGGCGAUCAGAAGGGAUGGCAAAGGAAAUUCCAGCUGUGACCUUCAUGGUGUUCACCCCGAUCACCUCCCCAUCCUGCAGGGACAGAGCCCACUAUUCCCUUAGCCCACACAAACAGAAGGAGAUGGGGGAGCACCUGUACAAGGAUAGCAGCAAGUACUAGGGAAAUGGGGAGGUUGGAUUCUGGGAGCUAGCCAACAACAGACUGCUUAGAUACUUAACCAAACAUUGUUGAAUUUGGAAAAACCCAUGCCAUCCCACACUGACCUGGGGCCAGGAUUCUUGGAAAGAAGAUUGUCCCACUCACCAGGUUAACCAGGGGACCUCCAGAGUUUCCAAACUGCAGGAUGAGGAAAAAAUAUGGAAGAGAUCCAGGGACUCUAUGCCUUAGGGAUUUAUCAGGAUCUAGGCACAUUCUCCAAAUAAUCUCGAUUCCAACACAUGAAUGAGUGGCCACAUUUUUGCAGCCCAAUCUCUGUAUAGGCUCAUCCACCAUCUACCUCAGUUGAUGCCCAUACACAGCCCCUCCCCCAGCCUAGCAUAUCAUUUUUCACAUCAGGACGUACAUCAAUAGCUGCAUCAGUCUGGAUGUACUCCACAUUAGUUUGGGGGAGGCCGAGGUCUCUGGCUGGACGCUGAGCAGAGCUGACUAUCCCGGAUGUGAUGGUGUUCUGCAGUGCAAAGGGACUUCCCAUGGCAACAACAAACUCCCCUUGCCGGACAUCUGCUGAGCGUCCCAGGGGAAGAGUGGGGAGAGGCUCCUAAAGGAAAAUGAGUACAAGAGUCCUGUCAUCCAGAGAUACAAGAAAACUCACAGCAUCAACCAAACCCGGCCUCCCAGAACCCCACCUUAGUCUGAAUCCUCAGCGUGGCGAUGUCUGCCACGGGAUCCACAGCUGUGACCAUGGCCUCAUACGUGUCUCCACUAAGCAGCCUCACACGGACUCGGCGCCGAUCAGCCACCACAUGGGCGUUGGUAACGAUGAGCCCGUCGGCAGCCACCACGAAUC
Messenger RNA from Talpa occidentalis (Iberian mole), 6639 nucleotides. RefSeq names its product lysyl oxidase like 3 (gene LOXL3). The coding region runs from base 1454 to 3832 and encodes 792 amino acids. Gene Ontology annotation, biological process: peptidyl-lysine oxidation; inflammatory response. The transcript has 15 exons. Gene Ontology annotation, molecular function: protein-lysine 6-oxidase activity; copper ion binding. The record is from RefSeq and is a predicted model, not a curated record. Gene Ontology annotation, cellular component: membrane. NCBI's taxonomy places the organism in Eukaryota, Metazoa, Chordata, Mammalia, Eulipotyphla, Talpidae.